ACUUGACGAGUCCACGGAAUAUAGACUGAAGUAAUUUCUAAAGGACAUUGGUUUUCUAAGAUGAUUGUUGAUUAUGACCAGAGGGGUGGAAAAAAACAUCACGAGCUCGAAGAUAGCGAAAGUUCUAUUCUACUACCAAAGGAUGCCGCUAAUAUCGAAGUUAGCUUCAAAGUCAUGCGCGGGCCUGGUGUUUGGUGUGAUGUAAAAAAGUACGACCGUUUCGAAAAAUAUUGGGUAAAACCAUCCCAGCCUCAUAUCUUCAAGUACAGAUCACCAGUGACACGCACGUACACUUUGGCUGGAGGCUUGUAUUAUGAAGCUGUGAUGAAGAUCACAGAUGAUCAUUUUGAUGAUGUGAACGAAUUUUGAAAGGAUUUACCAGACUAAUUAAGAAAUAGGAUUUGACGAAAUUAAGAAUGUCACAGUUGAUAAAAAAGAUAGCUGAUCUCUGUAAUUAGUUACGAUGACUUUUUACACUUUAAGGUAAACACCCAGCACACAAACUAGCUGUAAACGAGUCCUUUAGUCUUAUAGGCAAUUCCCAUUAUAAAGUUUAUCCACAGCAAUUUCUUUCACAGGUAUAUUAUUCCUUGUAGAACGAGACAGUCAUUUUAUACACAAUAUUGCAUUGUCUGUAAUAUAAUCUAUAAACACUGCAAUAAACACUGCAGGAUGGUUUUCUGUUUUGACAACACUUCUGAGUGCUGAUUGGCUAAAUAUGCCGCGCGAGAUCACCUGGAAACUAGUAUGAAACCGAAAGUGAUAUAUCAUUUCAACAAACAUUGAAAUUUUAAUUUUUCUUAAUUUGACCAACGUAUGCCGCAAAGCAUACUGUAGACAAUGGAAGUCUAUAUUUGUUGAAAAAGACUCUGAUCCUUUAUUGGAAUGUUAACAAUUUGAACAAAGAAAACUCUGUCAGAGCUAGACAUCACGGCGGAGGCUUAACAAGGAGGUUAACACAACGACUUUGAUGUCUCUAACGUGAACUCAGAUUUUAUAUAUACUACACUGGAUUCGCUGAUUACGACGUCACAUAACUUUCCUAAAACAUCUUCGAGAUAAAAGUUCACAUUCAAAUGAGAUUUGGUUAACACAACGACUUUGAUGUCUCUAACGUGAACUCAGAUUUUAUAUAUACUACACUUGGAUUCGCUGAUUACGACGUCACAUAACUUUCCUAAAACAUCUUCGAGAUAAAAGAAACCAAAUCAUAAUAGAAACCAAAGCAGUCAGUAUUAUUAUUUGACUUCAUAUAAUGGCCCAGAAAAAAGAUUUUAAGUCGAUUUUGGUUGACAAUAAGUCAGCUCUUCCUGUAACCUUGUUCGUCCACAAAAAUUGGAAUAUACGAAAGUUCUUAUCAAUCAGUAACAUUGUGGCACCAGGUAAAACUUUUUUUCUUGAAAAGGAAAAAGGUGUCCGAUUUCAACUCGAGACUCGCUAUGAUGGCAAACGCGUGAGUACUGUUUUGCCGAUAAAGACGUUAGAAAAGGAUGUGGUGCUUCGAAUCCGUGGUGAUGAUAAGUUAGAUGUGGAUGUAGAAGAUUUAGAGCUUGAACAAAGACAAAUUUGUUUACGGCGACAAAAUAUGAAAGAAGAGGUUUCAGCAUCAGGAAACAAGAACCUGUACGAAAUCCUCUGCCUGAACAUGAAGGAAGUUCGUAAGAAGCCCGUCGAAGAGCAGACCAUUAUGAUUAAGAAGGCUUAUCGUUCCCAACUUCUGCGUUGGCAUCCUGACAAGAAUCCUGAGAAUGGGGAUAACGCCGUCUGUCAAGAGAUCAUCUUCGCAUACAAUAUUCUCAAAGAUCCGGAAGCCCGAGCCGCGUAUAAUAACGUAGCAGAUUAUGACAAAGGAUGGUGCUCAAAAGCGCGAUGGAGGGCAAUAUUCAAGCCCGAACGAUACAGCGAUGAGCAGAAGAAACAAUAUCGCAAGAGAAUGGGAUUAUUGUUUUUGUCAACUCUUCUUAUAGCGGGGGGAUUUGGUUUGACCUUUUUGACAGCGGGCAUGGCCGCACCCGUUGUGCUCGGGAUUACCAUUGGAUCAGCAGCCCUCAUGGGAGGUGGAAUUUCAAGUGGAUUACGGACAAUAAAUCGUGAGUCAAUAAAGAACGGCUGCUCCUUUAAACAUUAUUUUAUUAGUUUAAUCAUCGGUGUUUUUGGUGGAGCAGCAAUAGGGGCAGGAGUUGCUGGAAUUGCUGCGUUUUUGGGUGGAGCAGCAAAGCUUGCAUUCAAAGCUGCUCAACUUUCUCUGGAACGGCAAAUUUCACUAAAAAUAGUGGGCAGUUGUUUCCGCGGAUUUGUCAAUUCCCUUACUAGUAAUCUAGAUGCAAUUUUUUCAGGUGGACAGAAAAUGACCUGGAAACAAUUUCUUUGUCACGUACUAAUGAACGCCAUUGCAGGAGGGAUUGCUGGUGCAUCUGGAGGGCUAACAGAAAACAUGCUCGAAGGCGCGGUUUCUGCCGAAGAGGCGGCGAUAGCAUUUGAAGCAUUUUCCUCUAACGUUUGUGAUGGUGUAGAAGAUGUAACAGCAGCAGCUGUGGAAGGUUUUGGCACCGCUGUCAUUGAAGGUCUUGAUAGUGAUGUCGAAAAUAAACCAUUUGUGGACCGUAUAAAAAAAUUUGCAAACCAAGCUGCACUUACUGUGGCGAUUCAUGUCGCAAAAAACGGUUUUAAAACCAUAAAGAAAGCCGUUGACAAGGUUAAAUGCACUAAGGGAAAUGGCUGUUUAGAUGAAUCAAAAAGAACAGUCCAGAUAGAUCAACCAAUUCCGCAACCAAAGUGUUUGACAUACAAUAAACACAAAAUGAAGUAUAUUUCUAAAGGAAUUUGGUGUUCAAAGAUGAUUGUUAAGUACGUAGUGGACGGUAAGAAGAAAAAAUUCGAGGGUGAAGGUAGUGGUAGUUUGAUAUGGAUUCCAUACAAUGCUACCAAUAUCAAAGUCAGCUUCGAAGUAAUGCGCGCUCCUGGUGUUUGGUGUGAUGUGAAAGAGUACGACCGUUUCAAAAAAUGUUGGAUAAAACCAACCAAGACUCAUAUUUUUGAGUACGACACCCCUGUGGCACGCACGUACACUUUGGAUGGAAACUUGUACUAUGAAGCUGUGAUGAAUGUCACAGCAGAUAGUAACGAUGAUAUAAACGAAAAUGAUCUGCCAAGCUACAAUGACCUAAUAGCCAAAGCCGAAACAUAGGCAACGCUAAAUGAUGAUGGAUAAGAAGCAAAAAACUUUUCGUAUCACCACUUCCAUUGCAAUAACAGUGGACGUUCUUUUAAAUAGCACUGUCGUAGCCAGCAUCAAUAAUUUAGGGGGGCAUAUUCAUAUCAUUUAGAGGCAAUCAUAGCAAUAUUCUAAUCCCAAGGUAAAGACUGUACAAAAUAUAAUUCUAUGUAUCUCUAGUCAUUUAUAUAAACUAAACUUCAAGACAAUUGGAUUACGAACGACUUAAUUUACGACUGGGAUUUCUAAAUUUUAUUAGCACUUUUUAAAUGUUCUGAUAA
Dendronephthya gigantea is the source of this 3495-nucleotide messenger RNA. RefSeq lists its product as uncharacterized. Gene Ontology annotation, cellular component: endoplasmic reticulum. Bases 1256 to 3187 code for a protein of 643 amino acids. The record is from RefSeq and is a predicted model, not a curated record. Gene Ontology annotation, molecular function: protein-folding chaperone binding; misfolded protein binding. Lineage: Eukaryota; Metazoa; Cnidaria; Anthozoa; Malacalcyonacea; Nephtheidae. The transcript has 7 exons.